AGCUUCGAAGAUCAAUUUCAUUGCAUAAAUAAACUUAUAAGCGGAAAAUUUUGACUACGAGUUAACGUAGUACGAACAGUGAUAUGAUUUUAGUUUAGACUAAAUUCUAUUUAUUGCAUAUGGAACAGUUCUUAAAAGAGCCAACCACUAAACUCCGUUUCUAAGAUAAGAAAAGAGUACUUUUCGGUCGGCCAUUCCUGAUCCAUUUCAGUUUUGUUUUUACAAGCGGCUAUUGUUUUGUUAUUGUUUUCUUUUUUUUUUUUAUGUUCUUUUUUUCCACUGUUACCGUUGCCAUUAGCAUUAGCCAACAACGGGCGAGUUGUAUAAAUUUUCUAAUUUUUUAUUUCAGUUUCGUUCGUUAGUGACUAAAAACGGUUCUUUGUGUAUCGAAGCUCGUAUCCUAAGAGUGCGAAUAAACAGUACAUAUUAUAUGCAAAACGUUUAAAGUUGGAAAGAAUAAAAAAAAAUUUUAGAAAUUCUCGUUAUACCUUAGCGAAACAUUCAAUAAAAAUAAUUGAAAAAAAAAUAAAAACAAAAAAAAAAAAAUAAAAAAAAGAAGAAAUUUUAAUUACAUGGAAGUGUUGAUGAAAUGCCCCUCGGAAAUAAAAGGCGACCGGAUACUUUGGAAUUAGAAGUGCUCCGUGGGCCAACCGUAAGUCAUCAUGAUACGCAAGAGGACGAUCUAUGUUACCAGACUAAAAAGAUUCGCAAAAAAUCGGCGAUCUCCAAGCCAAAAGACUCAUCCGAUAAUACAUUGCAACCUCUACGAAGCGAUAAUCACGCGGAGGCAUCAGCCGGCAGGCAACAGCGCUGGUUUCAUUUCGGCUCAAAUCGUUUGUGUAGACGUCGUAGUUUAGUUAUUACUAGUGAUAAUACGGAAGAGGAUAAUGUUGCCGGUGACAUCAACACUGCCAGCUUGGGGGCCUCUGCUACAUUGGCGAAACCUGAGCCAACAACAAUUGCCAAUUCUACCACCACAAUACUCACAACUUCGCCCCCCUCCCAGGACAAUCAAACAAUACCAGAUGUAGCUGCAGUAUUACCGCGCAGUAAUUCCAAAAAGCGUCGUCGCAGUAAAGCACACAGUGAAAGUCUCUAUAGUUUAGCGACUCUGGCCCAAACGGGAGAAAUACAAUUACACGCACGGUCGCAACCUCAAAUUAAACUCAAUGACGUUCCAUUUUGGUCAUCGGAUGAUGGUAAACAAACAAACCUGCCUGGCGCUACGACAACUAACGCUACGGUACAAAUUGUCGAUACGCGUGAUCAAGUUUUAUUAACCAGUGCAGAACGUCCAUUACCUUUAGAUAGAGAAAAUGAUGGCAAUUAUUAUUUUUCCAUAAAGUAAGUUUACCCAAAAACGACAUGAAAUUUGCUUUCAAACCCGGUUUGGGUAUCACCGUGGAAGGAUCAUAAUUGUCAUCAUACCCAUAAGCACGUUACACGCGCCCAGCA
Molecule: messenger RNA, 1455 nt
Organism: Glossina fuscipes
Lineage: Eukaryota; Metazoa; Arthropoda; Insecta; Diptera; Glossinidae
Exons: 2
Coding region: 590-1348 (252 amino acids)
Source: RefSeq, a predicted model, not a curated record